Dentiscutata erythropus is the source of this 4785-nucleotide messenger RNA. The record is from the annotation of a GenBank genome assembly. NCBI's taxonomy places the organism in Eukaryota, Fungi, Glomeromycota, Glomeromycetes, Diversisporales, Gigasporaceae.
AUGAGUGGAGGAAAUAUUAAAGUAGUAGUAAGAUGUCGUCCUCUCAAUUCCAGAGAAAAGGCGCGAGGAGCAAAAUGCCUUAUACGGAUGGAAGGCAAUCAAACUAUAAUUACCAAACCAACGGACUCUUCUGAUCCCGGUAAUGCAAAAGCCGCCGCUAAAAAGGGUGACGACGAUAUCAAAGCUUUUACUUUCGAUAAAUCAUACUGGUCCUUUGAUAAAAAUGACUCAAAUUACGCUACUCAGGCACAUUUAUAUAACGACCUCGGAGAAGAACUUUUAAACCACGCUUUUGAAGGAUAUAAUACUUGUAUUUUUGCGUAUGGUCAGACUGGUGCUGGUAAAUCUUAUUCUAUGAUGGGAUACGGAGAAGAUAAAGGAAUCAUUCCCCUUACAUGUUGCGAGUUAUUCAAUCGAAUUGACCGUAUUAAGGAUACUACUGUUGAAUAUCAAGUUCAAGUUUCUUAUAUUGAAAUUUACAACGAACGUGUUCGAGAUCUACUGAAUCCUAAAAAUAAAGGAAAUCUUAAAGUUCGAGAACAUCCAACACUUGGGCCAUAUGUAGAAGACCUAUCCAAGUUAAUCGUCAAUUCGUUUCAAGAUAUAGAAAAUCUUAUGGAUGAGGGUAAUAAGGCAAGAACUGUGGCUGCAACGAAUAUGAACGAGACUUCAAGUCGUUCGCAUGCCGUAUUUACCUUAUUAUUAACACAAAAACGUCACGAUGAAAUGACUAACAUGGACACAGAAAAAGUUUCUCGCAUUAGUCUUGUGGAUUUAGCCGGUUCAGAACGUGCCAAUUCUACAGGUGCAACUGGUGCACGUUUAAAAGAAGGUGCUAAUAUUAAUAAAUCAUUAACCACUUUGGGUAAAGUCAUUGCUUCUUUGGCUGACGCGUCUAGCGGCGGUGGUAAAAAGGGUGCUAAAAAAGGGGAUGCGUUUGUUCCGUAUAGAGAUUCUGUCUUGACGUGGUUACUUAAAGAUAGUUUGGGAGGUAAUUCCAAGACAGCUAUGAUCGCUGCUAUAUCUCCAGCAGACUAUGAUGAGACACUCAGUACUCUUCGUUAUGCUGAUGCUGCCAAGCGUAUCAAAAACAAAGCUGUUGUUAACGAAGAUCCUAAUGCGAAACUUAUUCGUGAACUUAAGGAAGAAUUACAGUUGCUACGAAAGAAAUUGGGUGUCGAAGCGGGCGAAGUUGUUGCUUAUGAUAGUGAAAAUGCUUCCGAUAGUCAACAAGUUAUCACAUUUGAAGAUUCUGAGGGUAAUGUUGUUAGGAAAUCAAAGGAAGAAUUGAUCGAUCAAAUUCAAGCUUCAGAUAAAUUAUUGAAAGAAGCAACCGAAACCUACCAAGAAAAGUUACGGCGUACGGAAGAACUUCAACAGGAACGAGAAAAAACAUUGGAAGAACUUGGUAUCCUGGUCGAAAAAGGUUCCGUUGGUGUACAUCCUCCUAAAAAGGUUCCACAUCUUGUCAAUCUCAAUGAAGAUCCUCUUAUGUCAGAAUGUUUGGUUUACCAAAUUAAACCCGGAAAAACAAUAGUGGGCCGCCUUGAUUCAGAUAUUCAGUCUGACAUACGUCUAAGUGGUGAAAAGAUUUCGGACAAUCAUUGUCAUUUUGAAAAUGAGAGGGGAGUAGUAACACUGCAUCCAUGUCAAGAAAGCACGACUAUGGUUAAUGGCCAGCGAAUAGUUAAGCCAAAGAAAUUGAGAUCGGGAUUUCGUGUUAUCCUUGGAGAUUUUCAUGUAUUCAGGUUUAAUAAUCCCGAAGAAGUUAGACGUGAACGUGAAAAACAUAAACCUUCAUUGCAAAUCAAUCCGAACAUUAUGCCACCUUCUAACGUGGAUGAACCAAUUAGACCAGACUCUCCCACAUCAACGGCUUCUCUCGUUUCAGAAGCUGUUAUUGAUUGGAAUUAUGCAAGAAGAGAGAUGGCACUUAAUUAUUUAAAUGCCGGACCUGAUGCGAAUCUUAGCUCUUUACCAGAUGAAGACCUUCAGAGACUUAUGGAUGAUUUAAAAAAAAUCGCAAGUGCUAGAAAGAUUCGUCCUGAUAGUCGAAGUGGCGAUUUUGAUGAUAAUUCAUCAGAUAAAACUGCAUCCAUUUCUGCUUUUGAAACUGAUGUUCCUGAUACACCAUCAAUCGAGUUGGAAUUUAAACUUAAAGAUAUGCAACGGGAAUUCGACUUACAAAAAAUAGAAUAUGAAGAUAAAAUUAAACAAAUGGAAACAUCAAACCUUGAAGCAGAUGAAUUAAGAGCCGAGAAAAAGCAGAUGGAGGAAAAACUCAAAAUGGUUCAGGAAGAAAUGACAAGAAUAUUAGAAGUUCAAGCUCAAGAACAUCAAAAGAUGAAACAACGUUUGUCUGAUACUUCUCAUGAAUAUACUUACCCACCUGAUACUCCGUCUUAUACAGAAGAACAACUACGCCUUAUUAAGAUGGCGCUUGCAAAAUGGAGACGUCAAAGAUUUGUUCAAAUGGCAGAGAUCAUACUCAGCAAUGCAGUUAUAUUAAAAGAAGCAAAUGUUAUUAGUAAAGAACUUGGUAAAAAAGUACUUUAUCAAUUUACUAUCAUUGAAGAUGAACCAUAUACUAAUCCUAUAUCAGCAUGCGAGAGCACUUCAGCCUUAAAUCAGUAUCAUAGUAAUGAAGACACUUCAUUAUAUUUUUCUAAAAAACCGUGCGUUGGUGUUAGAGUUAUAGACACUAAAAAUGAUGUUGUAUAUAUAUGGUCACUCGAUAAACUUAAGAAUCGUCUACAAAAGAUGCGCAAUUUAUAUAAUUUCAUUGACCGUCCACAGUAUAGUAAACAUUUUAAUUGGGAAGAUCCUUUUUACGAAAAUCCCUCUCCACAAUAUACUUUUAUAGGUAGUUGUGCUGUUGGUUUGGCAUGCUUACUUUUAAAAACAGAAUAUGAAUGUGAUGCACCAAUUUUUUGUCGAUACUCUGGUGACCAAAUUGGUUAUUGUCGUAUUCGUAUUGAAUUUCUUACAGAGUGUGAUGUAUCAUCAAAAGAUACUUCAAAAGAUACUUCAAAAGAUAUAUCAACAAUGGAGGAAUCUCAACAAUUGUCGACUAAUAAAUUGGUAGUAUUUAAAAUUAAUGUUAUAGAAAUUUGUGGUAUUUCGGAUUCACGAUAUGACCAAGUUCACGUACAGUAUAAAUUAUCUUCUUUCGGAGAAGUUGCACCUCUUUCACCUGGUGAAAAAGUUUAUAACACAAAAACUGUUUCUGGUUUUGGAAAUUCAAAAAUUACUUAUGACUACCAAGAAACUUUGAAUAUGGUUGUGACACCCGCUUUGAUGGAAGUAAUUACUAAUGGUGUGCUCACUUUUGAAGUAUUUGGUCGCGCCAAACGCCAUGUACUAGAAGAUAUAGAAAAGUGGGAUAAUGCUAAGGAAUGUCCAACAUAUAGAAAGAACAAUGAAGGUGCCCCAUCUGAAUCUUCAGCACCUAGAGAGAGACGUUCGGAAGAAGAACUGGUGGCAGAAGAAAAACAUGAUGUUGUUGCAUGGGUUCAAGUCUGCGAACUUGCUCCAACAGGAGAGUAUGUACCAGUUCAAGUCCUUUCGCAAAAUUCCCUUGAUCCAGGAGCAUUUUUCUUACGACAAGGUCUUCAACGACGUAUUGUUCUAACAUUAACACACAAUUCUGGUCGACAAUUCCCAUGGACUCGAGUAACAAAAAUGGAAAUCGGUCGGGUACGAUUACUUGACGGGAAAGGACGAUUAUCUGAGUCACCAGUUCAGAAUGAUAUACAGAUGAGUUUACUGCCAAUGCAAAAUGUUCAAUUUAAACGAGAUGGAACUAGUGUAAUUAUAGCUCAAGCAUCUUGGGAUAGUACACUUCAUGAUUCCAUUUUCUUGAACAGAACAACUCAUUCUAGUAGUAGAGUUUUACUAGGACUCACAUGGUAUGUAGAAGCCGAAAAAUGUGUAGAGCCGAUAACUUUCUCCAUGGAUAUUGCAGUACAAGUCCAAGGUCGUGAGGCUCGACCGCCAUCAAAAUUAAUACAAUUAUUAAAUCAAUCCAAAGUGUUAUGGAAAUCUAGCGGGCUAUUUUCCAUUACACUUAAACCUCCGAUGACUCGAAAAAUUUCCGAACUUUGGCGGCUGAAUACCGCAAACAAAUAUGUUCGUGGGGAAGAACUUUUAGGAGAAUGGAAACCCCGUGGGGUAUCAUUAGUCAAAGACUAUAAAAAAAUUAGUGAACUUUUACGUAGAAGGGAAGCAGUUGAUUGUAUGAAACAAAUUAUUGCAUUAAAAGGAGAUAAAAAAUAUGAGCAACUUCAAAGUCCCGAGGAUUUAUAUAAAUUGGUUUUAACACUUUGGAGGAAAAAAUGGGGAACAAUGAAAGAGAUUGUUAUAAACCAAGAGCCACCACUCUCAGGACUCUAUCAUGACAUGGAAUUGUCAAGAGGAAAGAAACCAACAAAAUUAGUUGCACAAGUUCGAAUGGUAGCAAAAACUGAUACGAUAACUAAAAAGGGGUAUCUAUUUACUCCUGAAGAUGCUAAUGAUGACCAUUGGGUUAAGAAGUGGUAUGUCUUGAGAAGACCAUAUUUAUUCAUCUAUGAAUCACAGAAAGAAACUGAAGAACAAGGUGUUAUUAACUUGGCUUCGGUCAGAGUUGAUUAUAAAAGAGAUUUGGAAGAUAUGCUUCAGCGACAACAUGUAUUCGCUAUAUACACCAACAACAAUGCGUAUAUUUUGCAGGCAUCUUCGAAGCAGGAUAUGGUAGAUUGGAUCUCCAAGAUUGAUCAAUUUUUCCAGUUCCAAUACGUGGAUUAG